GGUAAUCAGAAGGUGGACGAGAGAAACUGUGGUGGUGGGGGAAGUGAAGGGAGAGAGUGGGAGAUUUCACGAAUGGCUACGGCAGCUCGUUGCUGUUGCUAUUGUAAUGCACCAAGAACAGGGCACUCACGGGUCUUGGACCUUGCUACUGCUGAGACAAAGACGCCACGCCCGAUAGCAGGUGGCCAACUCACUGAUGGAUGUUCAAGUUGGAAAGGCAACUCUCGAUGACUCCAAAGCCCUAUAUGCUAUUCAUGUUGCUUCCGUCGGUUGUCGUGAAUGUCGGUCAAUGUACACUGUUGAGUAUCUUGAAGCUAAAUUGAGCUCCCUCAAUGCCGAAAUGUAUGAGAUACCAAUACUAAACGGUGAAGUGUUAAUGGCUCUCAAAGGGAAAACUAUAGUUGGCUUCGGUCGUAUCUCAGUUGAGACUGAGAAUCUCUGUCAGCUGCAUUGGCUCUUUGUACAUCCAACCUACUUUAAAACGGGAGUAGGAACAAAACUAUUAUACGAGAUGGAGAAAAUUGCGAGGUUGGCUAAGUGCACAUCAAUUAGUGUCAAAUCAUCCCUAAACGCUUUUACUUUUUACAAGAAAAGA
This is a messenger RNA of Geodia barretti, 595 nucleotides long. NCBI's taxonomy places the organism in Eukaryota, Metazoa, Porifera, Demospongiae, Tetractinellida, Geodiidae. The record is from the annotation of a GenBank genome assembly.